Nanorana parkeri is the source of this 2301-nucleotide messenger RNA. RefSeq names its product La ribonucleoprotein domain family member 4 (gene LARP4). The record is from RefSeq and is a predicted model, not a curated record. Bases 204 to 1967 code for a protein of 587 amino acids. Lineage: Eukaryota; Metazoa; Chordata; Amphibia; Anura; Dicroglossidae. Gene Ontology annotation, cellular component: cytosol; cytoplasmic stress granule. The transcript has 14 exons. Gene Ontology annotation, biological process: positive regulation of translation. Gene Ontology annotation, molecular function: mRNA 3'-UTR binding.
GAGGCCGGGCUGUGUCUCCGCAGCUCGGGGAGGGUGUGGGGGGCUUGGCCUGUGUGUGACAAGCAGUGCGCCCCCGCCGCUGUCACUCACUCGUUCUUCCUUCCAUCCCGGACUAAUCCUCGCUUGUCUCCCCCAACCCCCCUCUGCGACCCCUUCCCUUUCGUGUCAUCACCGUCACCCCGGGCCCCGCUUCGUGCUGGAGGAUGCUCUUGUUCGUAGAGGUGGCGUCAAAAGGUGCUGGUUUGAAUCCAAAUGCCAAAGUAUGGCAGGAAAUUCCACAAGGAAACACUGAAGUUUCACAAGCUGUCAAUGGCACUGAAGAUUCUUGGGAUGAGGCAGCAGCCGCAACAGAAUCUCAUACCGAAGGCAAUUUAGAAAGUCUGAACGAGGCUUGUAAACCGUUUGAAGUAAUGUAUUCCGCUUCUUGUGAAGUGAACAGUAAUGGUCUUCAUUUAGAGGAAACUGCGGCAAAUGGAAUGGACUUAUUAGUACAAGACGAACUUGGAUACCAAAUGUUUGACCCAUCAGGUGAUGGCACUUCAACAGUUCCGCAAGCUGUUUCUGCAGAGGACCUUAAAGAGUGUUUGAAGAAACAACUUGAAUUCUGCUUUUCAAGGGAGAACCUAUCAAAAGAUUUGUAUCUAAUGUCACAAAUGGAUAGUGAUCAAUUUGUACCUAUAUGGACUAUUGCAAACAUGGAAGGAAUUAAGAAGCUGACCACUGACAUGGACCUCAUUGUUGAUGUUCUGCGCUCGACUCCUGUGGUGCAAGUUGAUGAGAAAGGCGAGAAAGUGAGACCAAAUCAUAAGCGAUGUAUUAUCAUUCUACGUGAAAUCCCAGAAACCACUCCUGUAGAGGAGGUGAAAGCAUUAUUUGAUAAUGAAAAUUGCCCCAAAGUAAUAAGUUGUGAGUUUGCUCACAAUAACAACUGGUAUGUUACAUUCCAGUCCGAUACUGAUGCACAGCAGGCUUUUAGGUAUCUAAGGGAAGAAGUUAAAACAUUUCAGGACAAGCCAAUAAUGGCUCCUUUUCCUAAUGGUGGUUUUGUAAAUGGUUUUAAUUCUUCGGGAUCUUAUAAAACAAGUGCUGCUUCAAUAAGUAUAGGAAGACCUUUCCAUAGAGGCCGGAGAAGUGCUUUUAGAGGCAGAAGACGAAGAGAAGAGGACCGCACCACUCGCCCUUUGACCACAAUGGAAGAGAUGGCACCGACACCAAAGUUUGACUUAUUGGCAUCUAAUUUUCCUCCACUGCCUGGAAGUAUAGCAAGCACACCCGGAGAGCCUGUACUUGAAAGUAGGAUGGCUGAUGUUGUGAAAGGAAUUUACAAAGAAAAAGAGAAUAAAACAUUUCCUCCAACUAUGUCUACGCAUACUCAGGAUGAACCUGUAAAAAACACACUUCAGCAGUCUGUCACAUGCUCCAUGCACAGUACUGUGGAGGAUGUUACCCCACUUCCAGCUCCCCCUAGCAAUCCCAUUAAUGAGAAAAAGGCCACAGAAAUUUCUUGUCACAAAGAUGUUGCCAGCCAGACAUUGGCAGUGUUACCAGUGUGCAAUGCUACUUCUGUAAAACCACCCAAAACUACCACCACUGCACCUAUAGCAAGUGUGUCUCCUGCUCAGAGCACGCAGGAACCACGCAAAUUAAGUUAUGCUGAAGUAUGUCAGAGACCUCCCAAGGAGCUUGCACCAGCUUCAGUUCAGCCACUUCGUGAGCUUCGCUCCAACAUAGCACCACCUGCCAAAAAUGAAGAAAGCACUACUCCAGAGAAGAACACUGAAAAGCCCCAUGACAAGCUUGAAGGAAAAGUCAAAGAAUCCCCUGGACAUCGCAACAGUGGAACCCCCAGAGGAGGUGCAGGGAAAAUCAGGGAACAGAGACGACAGUUUGGACGCAGGUCUUCACCUCAGGGAGCAACACGGCGUAAUGGCAAGGAGCAAUAUGUGCCACCUAGAUCACCAAAGUAAAAACUUCUUCUUGUGUUUAAUUUAAAACUUCUAACUGGACUGAUGACCUCAAAGAAAGACUUUGAAAUUGGAAAUGGUCAUUAAAUUUGUCUUACCCAAUGUGGACAUAAUGGAAUCCAAAAUUCAUCUCAGAGAUAAUAGAUUUGAGGUGGUAGAGUUCCAGAUGUGAUUAAAGAGCAUAUAAAUUAGUAUGGUUUUUUUUUUUUUUUUCGUUUUUUCUUUUCAUCUUAAAUAUUUUACGUUGCAGAAGUUACCUGCCAUAUGUCAGUUUCAGGGUUGUGACAUAAACCUAGAAGACCCUCUAAAGAGGGUAAAAGAAAAUAUUUUUGAAAAA